AGGCGGAUUAUAAAGGAAGUCUGCCGCUUUGUUACUUUCCCAUGCGCUUUGAAAGUAUCGGCGCUUAUGGACGCCCACCAGAUUUUUUUUGUUCGUUCUCUCAUUCUUUUGAUUAUGCACUUGAGAAGAGAUCUGAGUCGCUCUUCGCUGUUAUCCACGAGAGGAGACCUUUUUUUCAUAUGUGACAGUAUUAUUAGUUAAAACAGGGCAAAGGUGAAAAUACGGACAACUCAGUUCAGCUGAUGUAAUAUUGCUGCAGCGGGCUUUCUACCCCUCAAAACACGACAUAGCAGUUUUUUCUGACACGUUACCAUUCGCGUUUGAUGUAGAGCAGUUGUUCGCUUUUGCUGACCUCACUGCACAAGGGAAGUAGGAAAUGCUUUUCGUCGCAUCUCUUCUUGUCUAUUGACACGGGUGCAGUUGAACAGUAGCGUGUCAGUAUCCAAGUGUAGUGGCGUUCGUUGUAUAUGCUAUGUAUGUUCCAUUUCUCUUUUUACCCUUCUACCCCAUUUUCUUUAUUUUUUGCUCGAAUGUUGGGCCAUAAACUACACUUUUGACUAUGAUGUGUCUUGUAGAUUCUCCAAAACACGAAAAGCUGUUCUGCAGCUAGUUUCUCCUUAUCUUUAUACAUAUAUAUUUCCUCUACAAAUUUUACGCUCUUUCUUCACGAAAUCAUGUCGGCUAUUCAGAAGGUCGCUAUGGUCACCGGCGGCAACCGCGGUAUCGGCUUUGCCACCGCGCGCCGGCUCGGUGAGCUGGGCUUCAAGGUACUCCUCUGCGCGCGUGACGAAAAGCGCGGUGAGGAGGCGGUGAGCACGCUGCGCGGCGAUAAGCUCGAUGUCGACUUGUUGCUGAUAACACCCACAGAGGACGCAUCGGUGGCGGACGCGUUCAAGAGGGUGGAGUCGAGCUACAAGCGCCUCGACGUCUUGGUCAACAACGCUGCAAUCAUGGAUUUUGACAACAAGGUGUAUCCACUGGACAUGAAGCGCAUGCGCGAGGAGUUCGAGAUCAACUUCUUCGCGACGGUCAACAUUACCAACACGUUCCUCCCCCUGAUGCUGUCGUCGUCCGAUGCGCCACGCAUUGUCUUUGUCUCGACCCCGCUGGGAACGCACGAGACGGUGGAGCGCCCGCAGAACAAGUACGCCCAUCCCCACUUCGCCCCGUACAAGUGCAGCAAGACGGCGGUGAACAUGUACGCGCAUAACCUCGCGAAGUACCUGCAGGACUACUCUGCUGAGGCGGGUGGCAGCGCUGCUGCGGCCAAGGUGAACUGCGCCUACCCUGGCUACGUGCAGACGGAGAUGUGCUUCAACACGAAAGAAGCACACCUGACGCCGUACGAGGGUGCUGAGACGAGCGUGUUCCUCGCCACUCUUCCCGCUGACGGACCGACUGGUGGCUUCUACCACAAGGAUAAGAAGCUCCCUUGGUAA
This is a messenger RNA of Leptomonas pyrrhocoris, 1439 nucleotides long. Its product is annotated as putative short chain dehydrogenase. Gene Ontology annotation, molecular function: oxidoreductase activity. Bases 675 to 1439 code for a protein of 254 amino acids. NCBI's taxonomy places the organism in Eukaryota, Euglenozoa, Kinetoplastea, Trypanosomatida, Trypanosomatidae. The transcript has a single exon. The record is from RefSeq and is a predicted model, not a curated record.